Messenger RNA from Closterium sp. NIES-67, 1312 nucleotides. Lineage: Eukaryota; Viridiplantae; Streptophyta; Zygnematophyceae; Desmidiales; Closteriaceae. The record is from the annotation of a GenBank genome assembly.
CUGCGGGUGGUGGUGUGACCUUACAGCUGAGACUUGACUGAAGUGGUGGUGGUGUGCUUCGGGAGUUCAGUGACUUGACUGAGGUGCUCUUGCGUUGGAGCUCCCCUUAGCGUCUUUGCUAAGCGGCUGCGUCGUAUCGCACUGGGGAGAAUUCGCCAUUAAGUUGGUCUCUGAGCUACAGCCGUCGCGUUUCGGGACGGUUACGAAUUGGUUGGGUGAUGCGUUGAGGCCGGAGGAGGAUUGUACAACUUAUCCUUUUGCGUCUGCGUAGUUAGCUGUUAAAUCUGCUUCUAGUUUUCCCAGCAGUGUUAUUAUACUUCUAAGAGUAUUUUGACAGUCAGCAACCAUGUUUGGGAAAAUUUUCGGCAAACCUAAGGAGCAGCCAUCAGUCCGGCAGUCUCUUGAUAAGUUGUCGGAGACGCGGGAGAUGCUUGAGAAGAAGCUUAAGGUCCUGGAGAAAAGAGUGGCCAUGGAGCUGCAAAAGGCGCAGGAAUUCUCGAAACAGAAGAACAAGCGAGCCGCCAUCCAGUGCCUGAAGAAGAAGAAGCUGUACGAGAAUCAGAUCGACGCACUCAACAACUACAUCUUCCGACUGCAAGACCAGGAGGUGAAUCUGGAGGGCGCGAGUGUGACUGUGGAGAUGAUGAGCGCAAUGAAGGAGUCAGCUCAGGCCAUCCAAGGCGUGCAGAAGAAGAUGAACAUUGACGACGUGGACAAGACGCUGGACGAGAUCAACGAGCAGUCGGAGAACAUGAAGCAGAUCCAGGACGCGCUCUCGCAACCUGUCGGCAUCGCCGCUGACCUCGACGAGGAUGAGCUCAUGGCUGAGUUGGAAGAGCUCGAGGCACUGGAAUUGGACGAGCAGCUGCUGCAACCAGCUGCUGCUGUGCCGGCGCAGCCUCUGCCAUCAGUCCCCAAGAAGGUCCCGGCCCAGAAGGCACCUGCAGAGGAGGAGGAUGAACUUGAGAGGAUGCGUGCAGAAAUGGCCAUGUGAAAAGAGAAACUGGGAUGGUCCAAAAGCUGGUGCCGGCGCAGCCGCUGCCAUCAGUUACCAAGAAGAACCCCGUCCAGAAGGCACUGGCUGGAGAGGACUCUAGAGGAUGCGUGCGGGAAUUGGCAUUUGAGUGCUGUGGUGGUGACAGUAAGAUUAAUAUUUUGUUUUAGAUUCCCGUGGUCACUGUUACUGUAGAGGGUUUCAACAGCUGUAGUUUUGCUGGUUUAGACACAAUAGCAUGCUUACUGUAUUUCAUUGUAUAUUCAGCAGUGUGUUGUACUCUCUAGAGUUCUACAGUUUGCCAUGCGUUCCUUCCCU